AGAAGAAUGACAUUUUCAUAAUUUUUUUAAUCAAACAUCAUCAAAAUUUUCAUAAAAAUUUAAAAAUAUAUUUAUUUCAUAAAAAUUGUAAAAAUAAUAAAAUUUAAUAGAAUAUUCAUCUAUAUCUGUGCCUUAUCUAUAUCUAGAUAAGUCUAAACUAUAUUUCUCGGUCUUGGUUAAAACUAAGACAUCAGGGAUUAUUUGCAAAAUGUCAGUUUUCCCUCGUGGUUAUGAAUGCCCGCGACCGAUGCCAAGAUACGGCUGCGUGAGAGGCGAAUAUAGCAUUUACUACAAAAGGCCCUGCUACGGUCAGCCGAGACCUCAGCCAUUUCAAAGAGAAGUCGCUCCAUAUUACGGCGGCCCCAGUAACGUGCCUUGCGAAAGGCCUUGCUGUUAUGACUUUCCCUGCAAAGCCCACUGUUUCAACCAUGGUGCAGUCACGAGACCCAGCGGCCGGUACGCGAGGACGGUUUGGUAUCCAGGUGAAUGCUGUCCAGUGGUGCCACCCUGCCAGGCCUUCACCUGCCCCAACCCUCCAUACCACCCCUGUUGUGUUGACACUGUUAAUAAGCUCGUUUAGUUCCGUGUACACCAUUCUCAUAUAUUUAAGUGUUAUUGUACUUCAUAGUCUAUCGCAAAUGUUUGUGAAACAGUACUUUAUAUAAAUAUUGAAAAUUAAAACGAGUUUAUUUAAAAAUAAUUUAGCUCUAGACCUCGCUCUCAAACAAUAGGCAUUUAAUUAUUGCUUUCAUGAUAUUUAAAGAUACUUAAAUGUUGGUACUUCACCUAUUUGUUUCAUUAUAACAAGGUCCUAUUCAUACAAAUCAUUAAGU
Molecule: messenger RNA, 833 nt
Organism: Danaus plexippus (monarch butterfly)
Lineage: Eukaryota; Metazoa; Arthropoda; Insecta; Lepidoptera; Nymphalidae
Exons: 2
Coding region: 209-580 (123 amino acids)
Source: RefSeq, a predicted model, not a curated record